Messenger RNA from Staurois parvus, 321 nucleotides. NCBI's taxonomy places the organism in Eukaryota, Metazoa, Chordata, Amphibia, Anura, Ranidae. The record is from the annotation of a GenBank genome assembly.
GGGUCCCUGUACGGCCUCCAUUGCUGCUGUCUCCAUCGCCACACUGCUGCCUGUGCCACUUUCAGGUCUCCUCACGCUCCUGCUGGUUUCCAUUUUGUCAUAGGUUGCUGUAUGGCCUCACAUUGCUGCUGCCUCCACCGCCACACUGUGGCUCCAAACACUGGUUUUGGCCCCGUGACUGGCCAAAUGAGUGAAGUGUGCGGUGAUUUUAAGAUCGACGGCACUCAUCUGCAUGUCAUACUGACUGACAGUAUUAUUUCUCUUCCUCAGCAGACUCCAAGGGCAUUUAAAUUAAAGGUACAGUGUUCUGCACUAAUAUUA